AUGAUACGUGAUUAUAUUCAAUUGAAUACCGCUUCUCAUACGUUCAAUCCAUCAAACAAUUCAUAUGAAAACUCUGAGGCUACGCUACUUGCUGAUAUACAUCGUGUACGACGCUAUUUCUAUUAUGUUACUGAUACAGAAAAAUUUCUUCCUUAUCUUGAUCGGCGUGCUGUUGAAUUGGCUAUUCGUGAAAUACGGUUAACAUAUGAUGAUGAUGGAAAUGUUCUCAGUAAUAUACAAGCUUAUUUAACAACAUUUUGUCUACGGAAUACUUUGGUGGAUGCGAAUGCACAUAAACAACAGCAUGCUGAAUGGACUAAAGAACGGGAUCAUUUAUUGGCACUUAAUAAGGAACGUCGUGAUCAAGUUAAUAAACUUGAGAAAGAAGCUAAAGCAGACAAAGAUAAAGUUGAAAUUUUUGAACGUGGUCUAAAAAAUACUAUUUCCAAAAAGAAAGAAAUUGAUGCUGAAGUUAAGGAUUUGAUUGAAGGAUCGGUCAGUGGUAAAAUUACCAAACAAGUAUUCGAUAAACACGAUGAAAGAAAACGAAAAGUAGAACAAAUUGAGAAAGAACUUAAAGAAGCUCAAAUUCGUCUUCAACAAGCGCAAACACAAUUGUCAGCACAUAGAGCGCCAAUUCGUGAAUUAGAAACCAAAAUAGCUGAAGAUGAUGAACGAAUUCGAAAUCUUGAUGCUAUUCUUAAAAUUGAUAUAGCUGAUGCACAACGAAAAUUAAACGUUAAAUAUGGACGUGGACUACUACUUUAUGGGCCACCAGGGACAGGUAAAUCUGAACUGCUGAAAAGAGCUGCCAUAUUUGCGGGUAUAACAAUGACGACAACUCCAUUGGCAGCUGGUGAACUUAAUCGACCGUACGUUGGCGAAACAGAAAGAUUACUUGUCGACAUUAUGUCUCGUUCAAAUACAAUACCUUAUCUAAUAUGUGCUAUGACAAUAGAUGAAAUAGAUGGACUCGUUCCUAAGCGUGACAAUAAUGCUCAACAAUCGAAAGUAGACGGAAUAAGUGUACUUCUUUCACAUAUUGAAGGAGUCAAAAAUAUACCAAAUUUAAUUGUAUUCGGUGCAACAAAUCGACGUAAUAUGAUGGAUGAAGCUUUUCUACGUCGAAUGCAAGCAAAAUGUUUUGUUGGUCGGCCAUCACCUCAAAUUCGAAAGAAAAUGCUUGAACCAUUAUUGUAUAAAGAUUCGAAAACAUUUACGGCAAGUCGUAUUGAUUUUCUUGUGAAAGUAGCGACCAAUUUUAGUGGUGCAGCAGUCAGUGCACUUAAAUCGAGUAUUAUUGUUGCCAUGGAACAAAAUUCGGGAACUCUAACUGAUAAGACUUUACUUGAAUUGGCUGACAAUGCAGCAAGAGAAUUUAGUUGUUGGUUUGGUAUUGGAACAUUACCAGAAAUUUGUCGUCUCUAUCCAAAUAUUGUUUCAUCGACAGAACAACAAGAAAAAUAUUCACUUAAAUUACCUAAUCUUUCACCAUCGGGUCGUAUCCUUGUUGAUUUACAAUAUCGAAAAUGUUUAAUUGAAUUAUCGAGUAAUGAUGCUACACUAGAAAAUGAUCUCAAUCCUGAAGAGACAUCAACAUUAACAUUACUUUCACGUUUUAUCAAUGGAUGUUCAAGUCGAAAUAUAGAUACCAUUCAAAUCAUUGACAUGAAUUUUCUUACUAAACAUAAUGCAUUUGAUGAAAAUCAAAUAUUCGAAUUGUUAACAACAACGUUUCUUGGUAAUUAUCAAAUGAUUGAAUUUAAAAUCGAUUUGUAUCGUCUCAGAAAUGCUUGUUUUGGAAGAGUUUCAUCGUAA
Rotaria sp. Silwood1 is the source of this 1818-nucleotide messenger RNA. Lineage: Eukaryota; Metazoa; Rotifera; Eurotatoria; Philodinida; Philodinidae. The record is from the annotation of a GenBank genome assembly.